AUGUUGGCCAAGAUACGACGCGCGGCGAUACUAAGGGCCGUUCGAAACCGAAACAUUCUGAGCAUCAUGGUGUCGGCGGAAACGCUUGUGCAAGAGCAGCUCGACGAGGCCAAGUUCUUCGUCAAGAACGUGAUUGCUUUGCGAGAUUUCAAGACCCAGCGGGCUGCCCGAAUCAUCCAGGGCGGCUUUCGUCACCGGGCUGAGGUCACCAGACGGUCGGCUGCCAUGAUUGUCCGCGCCACCCGCCGGUGGCUCAUGAGGGGUAGCCUGCGUCGUGCGCGCAUCAGGCGCGGCAUUCGGCGGUAUCGCGGGAGUCUGUCGCGACGAAACCUAGGGCUAAAAGAGACCAGCCCUUUCGCCCUCACGGUGGCGAGGGAGUUCCCUAGAGAGGGGCGUUGGUGGGACUCCGGCCUUCCCGUGGCGCCGCGGCCGAAGUGGGGUACCUUGCGGGUGGAGAACGAGGAGGCGCGGUCGCGGCACCGAGCGCUCAGCCUCGCAGAUCUGAUCAGAACCGGGCAGCAGAAAAGCGAUGACGAUGGCGGUGGUGGGCGUGCGGGCAACGCGCGUGCAAGUAUGGCUCCUGCGGAGGGCGGUGGCGGCGUUGGUGGGACAUCUCCGACGUGGGAAGCGAAGGGGUGGGGGUCCGGCAGCAGCAGCAAGGGUAACGCGAUCGGGAUCGAAGCUACCGGCGGUGGUAGGAGGAACAGAAAUAGUAAUUCUAUGAGGACAGACGCAGGGGGCACGGCGGCGACGAUAGGCAUGGGUUUCAGCAAGGGGGCUUCUGUCCGGAGAGCGGCGUCGAUGGUAGACCCGAGGGAGGCCGAGAAGGCCGCCCUCAUGGACGAGAUCGAGAGGAGACACGCCAGGAGGACUGCCGUCGCUCCGCCCUUCAACACGCUUAGCAUUGUGGAGAAGCACCAGCAAAGGGAGAGGGAGUUUCAGGAGCAGAGGGAGAAACGGAGGGCCGCCGCGGAGAGGGAGACUCGCAGAAAAGAAAAGCAGAGGGCCCGGGAGAUCGCGGAGGCGGCACGUCGGAAAGCGCUGGAGGCGGAGCUUCUCGCCGAGAUGGAGAAAGAGAAGGCCAGGAAACGCCUGGAAAAGAUCCGGGAGUACAAGGAGAAGAAGGCCGCAAGGGAAUUGGCCGAAAAGAAGUCGGCGGCAGCCAAGCGAGAAGAGGAGCGCCGAGCCCAGGCAGCCGAGGAAGCAAAGCGGCUUGCGGCCGAGGCCUCGUUUGAGAGGGAGAGAGCAAACUGGUUGGAGCGGGCGAAACGGAAACCCAGAGCUGAGGAAAAAGCGAAGAGACGGAAGGAUGGGCGGGGGCGGGGGGCGGAGGGAUCGCAAGAUAUGUCGGCAACAGCCCCCGUGCACCACCGGACCAAGAAGCACGCCGCCCCCGACAGGACGCGCCCCGCGCUAGCCUCAAUGACAACGACCACCACCAUCAACACUAACCACCACCGAGGCGGUGGCAGGAAACGUCAAAGAUGGGCCGCGUGCCCCCCCGCGGGGGGCGGCAGCGGCAACCACCAGCCUGGCGGUGUGACCGGCGGCGAGAGUGCUAUCAGCAGCAGCUGCUCAACUCUGCCACGGGUUGAUCGGUCGGUGAGAGUAGCGGCCGGCGUUCGAGACGGCCGGCGAAAAGUGGCGCCGCACGGCGCUACCGUGCCGGCCCUCCCGGUCGUCCCCGGGUACAAGGCCAUGGCGGCCGGGGGGACAGGCUGCGUGGAAAAGAGGAAGAGGCCUCGGCGACGGCCGCCAAAAGGAAACGCUGCCGCCCAGGGAGGAAGGGGCAGGGUAAAGUUAGACGGUGGUGCAACAACUUGCGCAACGGACGUGUAUGACGAGAUCUUGAAUACUAGAAAUGGCACUGCCGAUCCGUUGCCGACGUCUGGGGGCGACGGAGCCGGAAUGGUCCUGAGGAACUCGGGCGGGGAGGUGGGCUUUGGCCUGAGAAAUAGCGUUCUGCAAGAGUCAGUGGCGAACAUCCUACCGGGGGGUCCGCGGGAGCAGCACCAACGUGAGGUGGAGGAAGAAGACGAGGAGGAAGCAGAGGUGGGCCGUGGGAGCGGGCAUCGGAGUUCCUGCCUCGCUGAAGAUGAAUGCCUCUCAACGGAAACCUUGGACUCGGUCUUUGCCGUACCGGAGAGCGGGGUUGGAAGCGGCGGAGGAGGGGGAGAGGCCAAUGCGCCCGAGGGACUGGGAGGCUUGUCGCCGGGGUGGAGCAGUCGCAGCAGUCGGCGAAGCAGCGAGGAGGGCGACACCUCGAGCGGAUUCUUGAGCGACUCGGCGGCGAUCCGCGAAGGGAAGGCCUUGCUGUCCGACGGACCAGUCGGCGGCUGGGGCAAGGCACGCACGGAGGGCGGGGUCACGAGUGCCGCGGCAACGGCGGCAGCUGUUGAGACUGUAGUCGGGGGUAUCAUCACGGAAGCUAGAGAAAGGCACGCUGCAAGUUUCUCGCCUGGUGAGGUCGGAGCAGGGCAGGCCGGUCCUAAACAACAUACGAUCAAGACAACGUCGCCGGCCGCAUUGCCAGAUAACGUUUCCGAUGUGACCGACAACCAGAUGCCCAUCGACCAGCGGCAGCAGGAACAGGAACAGCAACAAAUCGUAGAGGAUGAGCUCACCGCGCAGUCGCCUACAUCCUCGUUAUCUUCUGUGGGUAAUGGCGAAUACGACGUGGCCGAGACAGAAACGGAGAUAGGCGUCGAAUCAGCUGACCUCCUGGAAGGUGGACGGCUGUACACAGCUGAUGAUGACGAACACAAAGAUGUCGGAGGCAGCGGCCUUGGCUCCUUCGAGUCCCAAUGA
This is a messenger RNA of Ectocarpus siliculosus, 2808 nucleotides long. The record is from the annotation of a GenBank genome assembly. NCBI's taxonomy places the organism in Eukaryota, Phaeophyceae, Ectocarpales, Ectocarpaceae.